AUGCCUGUAAAGGCUACAGCAAAGCAAUCUGUUGAGCCAAAUAAUCAAAGAAACAGAUUGUCAAAUGAUGGAGAAAGGAAAAACAUGCAUUUUGAAGACACAACAUCAGCUGCUGAAGCAGGUGCUGAGUGCACAAAAAAAGCAAUUGCUGCUGCCAAAGCUGCUGCCUAUCUAGCGGGUAAAGGCUCUUAUCAGGUCACUCAAGCAUCUGGUAAUUGUAAUUGCGUGACCAGUUAUGAAUUUGAAAACAGUUGUGGCAAUUCUACCGGCAAGUUUAUGCCAUAUGGGUUCCAAGAAAACCACCAGAUUCUGGACGAUCAAUCUAAGGUCCCAAGGAGGAUUAAGAGACAGAUCCUUGGAUGCCAUAUGCUCUAUAAUGGACACACCACUAGUGGUCUACUAGUUUCUGCAACCAAUAUCUAG
This is a messenger RNA of Ilex paraguariensis (yerba mate), 423 nucleotides long. Lineage: Eukaryota; Viridiplantae; Streptophyta; Magnoliopsida; Aquifoliales; Aquifoliaceae. The record is from the annotation of a GenBank genome assembly.